AUGGAAAGGAUAGCUUUAGCUUUAUCUUUUGUUAUGGGAGCGAUAAUUGGUUCCGGGAUAUUCAUUUCUACAAAAGGAGCCUUGCAGAAUUCUGGAUCAAUCGGGUUAUGUUUGUUUAUAUGGGCACUGUGUGGUAUUUUGUCUAUAAUUCUAGGACUUGUGUAUGCAGAGUUAGGUGUCAUGCUUCCAAAAUCUGGUGGAGAUUAUACCAUUAUUAAAACUGGAAUAGGACGUGUCCCCGCAUUCCUUGUUUCGUGGACGGAAAGCAUUGUGUCUCCAGGCGGCAGCACUGUUCAGGCGCUGGUUUUUGCGGACUAUGUUUGUGCUCCCAUAUUCGGAAAAUGUGGGGCUCCAAACAGUAUAAGGAAGUCUAUUGCUGCCGCAGAACUUCUGAUUCUUGCCAUAACAAACACUAUCAGCGUCCGGCUCGUUUCAUCCAUGCAAGGACUUUUCACAGUUCUGAAAGUUAUGGUCCUUGUCAUCAUUAUUGUUGGUGGAUUUGUCUCCCUCUUCGAAGGCAAGACUGAAAAUUUUAAUGAUGCAUUUCAAGGUUCUACCAAUGACGUCACUUCCAUAUCGCUGGCAAUUUACAGUUGCAUGUGGGCGUAUGGCGGAUACACAAACCUCAAUGAGAUUGCUGAAGAACUAAUUCAACCGAAGAAAAAUAUUCCAAGAGCAAUUGUUUUAUCAAUGACAUUUAUAACUAUGAUUUACAUGUGCACAAAUGUUUCAUAUUUUACAAUAUUGAGCAAAUCUGAAUUCCUGUCAGUUUCUGCUGUAGCAUAUAGCUGGGGCGAGAAAAUUCUUGGAACGGCUGCUAUAAUCAUACCAAUAGGUCAUCAAAACCGUAUACGAAGGUCAAUCGUUGGGACAAAUGUAGCCUUCUUUGCAUCGAUUACAAAUAGUAUUCACCACUUAGGAAAAGAUCAGGAUAUUGUGUUUGACCACGUUGUCACAAAUAUUGGCAAUGCAUAUAACCAGCACCAUGGGACGUUUGUGGCACCAGUCGGCGGGACGUACGUAUUCUCUGUGACGUUACAGCAAGAUGGUGAAACUACUUGGGGACAUUUUGUGGUGAAUGGGGCAGUCGUGGCAAAGUUAUAUUUAAAAACUGGCCAGGGUGCGUCACAGACCAUUGUCGUUAACCUUAGCACAGGUGACGACGUCUCGGUUCAAAAUACAGAAAUAAACAGAGGGUUUUAUGGAGAUCUGUACAGUACAUUCAGCGGAUUCUUGUUGAAUGAAGAUCUUUCGGACACUCAAAUUAUUGGUUAA
Messenger RNA from Mercenaria mercenaria, 1275 nucleotides. RefSeq names its product b(0,+)-type amino acid transporter 1-like. The record is from RefSeq and is a predicted model, not a curated record. The transcript has 2 exons. Gene Ontology annotation, cellular component: membrane. Gene Ontology annotation, molecular function: protein binding; L-amino acid transmembrane transporter activity. Bases 1 to 1275 code for a protein of 424 amino acids. Gene Ontology annotation, biological process: amino acid transmembrane transport. NCBI's taxonomy places the organism in Eukaryota, Metazoa, Mollusca, Bivalvia, Venerida, Veneridae.